AUGAAGUUUCUUGCUCUUGCUCUGGCCUCUCUGGCCUCUGCUGCCUCUAUCGGCGCCGAGGACGCCACCCGCCGUGGUGACUUUUGCGCCCAAUGGGACACCGUCACUGCGGGCAAAUUCAUUCUGUAUAACAACCUUUGGAAUGCUUCCAGUGGUUCACAGUGCACGGGGUUGGACUCAGCCAAAGGUAACAGCAUUACCUGGCACACCAGCUGGAGUUGGUCCGGCGGUCCAUCCUACGUCAAGAGCUACGCCAAUGCUGCGUAUCAAUUCACCGCAACCAAGCUCAGCAAAAUCCGGUCUAUCCCAACCGAAUGGAAAUGGAGCUACACUGGAAGCGACAUUGUGGCCGACGUAGCCUACGAUAUGUUCACUUCUCCCACCGCCAGUGCAGACGCCGAGUAUGAGAUUAUGAUCUGGCUGGCUGCCCUUGGAGGAGCUGGCCCAAUCUCCUCAACCGGGUCUGCCAUUGCAAGUGUGACCCUUGGAGGGGUGAAAUUCCACGUCUGGUACGGACUCAAUGGCCCAGUGAAGGUGUAUAGCUUCGUUGCCGCCUCCACCACCAAGAGCUUCUCCGCAGACUUGAACGAUUUCUUCAAGUACCUAGAGAGAUCUCACAAGUUCCCAACAUCCCAGUAUCUUACCCAUGUCCAGGCCGGUACUGAGCCCUUCACGGGAUCGAAUGCUAAGUUGACUGUGUCUUCUUACUCUGUCCAUGUUUCUUAA
Messenger RNA from Aspergillus ochraceoroseus IBT 24754, 726 nucleotides. RefSeq names its product putative endoglucanase (gene xgeA). Lineage: Eukaryota; Fungi; Ascomycota; Eurotiomycetes; Eurotiales; Aspergillaceae. Gene Ontology annotation, molecular function: cellulase activity. Gene Ontology annotation, biological process: polysaccharide catabolic process. The transcript has 2 exons. The record is from RefSeq and is a predicted model, not a curated record. Bases 1 to 726 code for a protein of 241 amino acids.